UGAUUUAUAGUAAUUUAUUCUAUGUUGCUUAUUUAUGUAGAUCAACUUAUAGAUAUGACAACUCUUUCUCGAAUGAAAAGUGAACAGGUAUACAAACUUUUAAAUAAUUUUCCAUAUGGAAUAAUAUUUAAGUUUGAAGAAGAACUUGUACAAUGGCAAAAUAACAUAAAUAAUUUAAAUAUUGCAACAAAUGCAAAUGAAAUGUCUUUAAAAAAAUCAAAUGUAGAAACUAUUGCAAAACCUCAUAAGUCAAGUCAUAAUUUAAGAGUUGACGAAGUCCUCGCUUUAUCCACUCAAGGUUCCCUGAUAUUAGACUAUUUUAAAACACAUAACAAACUAAACGAUGGUAUACGGGCAACAUUAGUAGACAUACUUAUUGCACAAGUACUGUCCCAACAAAUACCUAUGUCUGUAAGUUUGGCAGAAUCACUAGCAAACCAAAUUGUUGCUAUGUUUAAAACUGAAGUUAAGGAUACAUAUUUCAUGAAAAUUGGUUGUAACAAAAAUCCCAAAGGAAAAUUGUACUCCAAAUAUUACAACUCUGUAAGAAAUAUGAAAAAUACUGGAUUAAUACCUACAACAAUCAUCAAAAACAAAAUAAUCAAUGAUAAUCAACCUAACCAAAUUCUACAUCAUAUAAAAGAAGAGAACGGCAAAAAUUAA
This is a messenger RNA of Acyrthosiphon pisum (pea aphid), 663 nucleotides long. RefSeq lists its product as uncharacterized. The record is from RefSeq and is a predicted model, not a curated record. The transcript is spliced from 2 exons. NCBI's taxonomy places the organism in Eukaryota, Metazoa, Arthropoda, Insecta, Hemiptera, Aphididae. The coding region runs from base 22 to 663 and encodes 213 amino acids.